This is a messenger RNA of Onychostoma macrolepis, 2657 nucleotides long. RefSeq names its product cytohesin 4b (gene cyth4b). The record is from RefSeq and is a predicted model, not a curated record. Gene Ontology annotation, biological process: regulation of ARF protein signal transduction. NCBI's taxonomy places the organism in Eukaryota, Metazoa, Chordata, Actinopteri, Cypriniformes, Cyprinidae. Gene Ontology annotation, molecular function: guanyl-nucleotide exchange factor activity. The transcript has 13 exons. The coding region runs from base 456 to 1598 and encodes 380 amino acids.
GCUGAUAGAGGAACUCACACCAUCUACAACAAACAUGAAGAACGUUUGAGUCCAAACUCACAGCAGAUCAGCAUUAUAUAUACUGUACAUAUAUAUAAGUCACCAUGACCGAGAGCUGUCACUCAGAGGCCCCUCACGCAGGAGCCAUCGGCCCCCAUGACAACAGAUUUCCUGUUUCAUAAAGCAGAACAGGACUCGCUGCUCGUGAAGUGUGAAGCUCAUUGUUCCAGUCUGCAGCUUCACUGUAGAUUUCAGGAGCGUGAUUUCAGACGACUCUGAUCUGCUCAGUAAUCUGUUUUAAUGUGUAUUUUGCUGUUGUCAUGUUGAGUAUGAACUCACUGCAGGGUGAGCUCAUGUUUAUAUUGAGCUGCAUGUGAAUCUGAUGUUUGAUCAAACAUUCACUCGUGUGAUUGUGUCUCGUUUGGUUUUUCUCAGAUUUGACGGCGGAGGAGCAGAUGGAGAUCGAGCGGCUGAAGGUGCACAAGCAGAUCCUGCUGGAUGACAUCGAGAAACUGAAGAACCAGAUUGAAAACGUCAUGGCAGAUAUUCAGGAUUUCAAAUCAGCAGAAGACAGUAAGAUGCUGGAGAGGGAGAAACGCUUCUGUAGCGGCAAGAAGAAAUUCAACAUGGAUCCUAAAAAGGGAAUCAAGUAUCUUGUGGAUAAUGAGCUUCUGGAUUGGAAACCAGAGCGAGUGGCUGAGUUUCUGUAUAAAGAGGAAGGACUGAAUAAGACCGCCAUCGGAGACUUCCUGGGAGAGAGGGAAGACAUGCACCUGCAGAUCCUCAAAGCGUUUGUGGAGCUGCACGAGUUUUCAGAUCUGAACCUGGUCCAGGCGUUACGGCAGUUCUUGUGGAGUUUCCGUCUGCCGGGUGAAGCUCAGAAGAUCGACCGCAUGAUGGAGGCCUUCGCCACACGCUACUGUAACUGCAACGUCAACGUCUUCCAGUCCACAGACACGUGUUAUAUCCUGUCGUUUGCCAUCAUCAUGUUGAACACGAGUCUGCACAAUCCCAACGUGAAGGACAAGACUACGCUUGAGAGAUUCAUCAGCAUGAACCGCGGGAUCAACAACGGUCAAGAUCUGCCCAACGACCUUCUGACGAAUCUGUACAACAGCAUACGCAACGAACCCUUCAAAAUUCCAGAGGAUGACGGGAACGAUCUGACGCACACCUUCUUCAACCCGGACCGAGAGGGCUGGCUGCUCAAACUGGGCGGCCGUGUGAAGACGUGGAAGAGACGCUGGUUCAUCCUGACCGAUAACUGCCUGUAUUAUUUUGAAUAUACCACGGACAAAGAGCCGCGUGGCAUCAUUCCUCUGGAGAAUCUGUGUGUGAAGGAAGUCAUGUUUCAACGCAAACCGUAUUGUUUGGAGCUGUAUAACCCCAACAGCCGGGGUCAGAAGAUCAAGGCGUGCAAGACAGAGACGGAUGGACGUGUGGUGGAAGGGAAACAUCAGUCGUACACCAUCUGUGCCGCUUCAGCCGAGGAGAGAGACGACUGGAUCGAAUCCAUCAGGGCCAGCAUCACUAAAGACCCCUUCUAUGAUCUAGUGUCCACCCGCAAAAAGAAAGUCAUCAACAAAGUGGCAGAGUAAUGAUGAAACGACUGAACUACAACUACAAACGGACAGAACUAUAAGAGAGCACUGCUUAUUUAUUAAAGCUCAGGAGAUCAGCUCUGUCUCAGACGUUUCUCCUGAAAGUCCUUAGACAUACAGAUUCAAAUGAGUCAGUAGUUGUGAGUAUAAACCAAUAGAAGCAUAUUAGAAAUGCAAAGUCGGCAACACCAAAGCUCCAAAAGUAUCAAAGAAAUUAAUUUAAAAAAAUUCGCAUAGUGUGUUACGUUUCGAGCACGCAGGCUCUUCAUCAGAUAAAUGAACAACACUGAUAUGCCUCUCUUUAUACCUCCAGGUGCUCAAAACGUAACACACUAUGCAAAUUUUUUAAAAUAAAUUGCUUUGGUGUUGUCGACUUUGCAUUUCUAAUAUGCUUCUACUUGUUUUUUAGUCGAGCACCCAUUUGAGAUUGAUGUGCGCGCUGUUGCUUGCUCUUACUGAGUAUAAACCAAUGAAAUGAAUAUGAAGCAGCUCUGAUCAUUUGAAGAGAAUGUUGAGUUCAUAUUGAGAUCAUCUGAGACAUUGUUGAGAUCUUUUCUGAAAUAAUCUUUUCACUGCCUGUUGAUUUUAACGUCAUUUCUCAGAGGUUUCUCUCUCUCUAGCUCAGGAAAUGUAGAAAGUAUCAACUUUGUCUUAGACGUUGCUCCUGAAAUUCAUCAGGAAAAGUAAAAAUAGGGCCAAAUGAGUCACUAGUUCUCAUCCAGCAAGACAUCAAUUGAUGAGACAUGAUUGGGUUGUUUUCUGAAACUCUGACAUGUGAGAUUACUGGUGUCUUUUUUUGGAAGUGAAUGUUCAUGUUUGACCUCAUGAAGAGAUCCUGAGAUUGUGUUCUUGUUUAACAUUCGACUGAAUCUAUUCCAGUGAUGAGAUUCCCCUUCAAACACACAUUCAGGACAAACACAGUGACUUUGAUUUCUUUGUAGCAAAUGUUUUUUUUAUGUAAAAUACCUUUGUAAAUAUUAUAGAUCAUACAGGGUUAAAGAAUAUAUGUGAUGAAUUGUACAAUAGAUUAUUUAAUUAAAGUUAUUUGUGACUAAA